Molecule: messenger RNA, 5121 nt
Organism: Ahaetulla prasina
Lineage: Eukaryota; Metazoa; Chordata; Lepidosauria; Squamata; Colubridae
Gene: PAK2
Product: p21 (RAC1) activated kinase 2
Exons: 15
Coding region: 254-1819 (521 amino acids)
Biological process (GO): protein phosphorylation; intracellular signal transduction; regulation of MAPK cascade
Cellular component (GO): cytoplasm
Molecular function (GO): protein serine/threonine kinase activity; ATP binding
Source: RefSeq, a predicted model, not a curated record
UUUCCCGGGCUGUGACCACGCGCGGAGAUUCCGCUUACUCCCUUGGCCGCCCGGUGGGCCCUCCCCGCCAUUGUAGGAGGCCGCGCCCUGCCCCAAGCGGUCAGGCCGGUAGCGAGAAGCUUGGCUCCCGUCCUGUGAGUCUGAGCGGCGUGGUGGCUGCGGGUUCUUCCUGUAGGAGCGGAGACCUGGCUGGCGCGCAGGAAGGGCAGGGGGAUCGCAGCUUCCUCUUCGGAGUAUUGUCUAGUCAUUAAUUAUGUCUGACAACGGAGAGCUCGAAGACAAGCCACCAGCUCCACCUGUUCGGAUGAGCAGUACUAUCUUCAGUUCAGGAGGAAAAGAUCCUUUAUCUGCUAAUCAUAGCUUGAAACCUCUGCCUUCGGUACCAGAAGAGAGAAAGCCUAGGAACAAAAUCAUCUCCAUUUUCUCUAGCACUGAAAAAGGGAGUAGGAAAAAGGAAAAAGAGAGACCUGAAAUCUCUCCUCCCUCAGAUUUUGAACAUACUAUUCAUGUUGGCUUUGAUGCAGUUACUGGGGAAUUCACUGGAAUGCCAGAGCAGUGGGCUAGGCUGCUACAGACGUCAAACAUCACAAAAUUAGAACAGAAAAAAAAUCCCCAGGCUGUAUUAGAUGUUUUGAAAUUCUAUGAUUCUAAAGACACAGCAAAACAGAAAUAUUUGAGUUUUUCUGCUACAGAUAAGGAUGGAUUUCUUUCAGGAGCAAUAACACCUAAUGCAAAAAGGUCAGAGCCUUCAACAGCAACUGAAGAGGAAGAGGAAGAUGAAGUGGCUCCUCCAGUUAUUGCUCCAAGACCAGAUCAUACAAAAUCGGUUUAUACACGAUCAGUAAUAGAUCCCAUCCCAGCACCAUCUGGCGAUCUAAGUGACAGUGCUAAAUUAGCUGAUAAACAGAAAAAGAAGAACAAGAUGUCAGAUGAAGAGAUCACAGAAAGAUUACGAACAAUUGUUAGUAUAGGAGAUCCCAAGAAAAAAUAUACCAGAUAUGAAAAAAUAGGACAAGGGGCUUCUGGUACCGUUUUCAUUGCAAUAGAUGUUGCGACAGGACAGGAGGUUGCUAUAAAACAAAUAAAUCUACAGAAACAACCCAAAAAGGAGUUGAUUAUCAAUGAAAUUUUGGUAAUGAAAGAGCUGAAGAACCCAAACAUAGUCAAUUUUCUAGACAGUUACCUGGUUGGAGAUGAACUUUUUGUUGUAAUGGAGUAUCUGGCUGGUGGAUCCCUUACAGAUGUAGUUACAGAGACUUGUAUGGAUGAGGCGCAGAUUGCUGCUGUCUGCAGAGAGUGUUUGCAGGCACUGGAAUUCCUACAUGCCAACCAGGUGAUUCACAGAGAUAUUAAAAGUGACAAUGUGCUUUUGGGAAUGGAUGGUUCAGUUAAGCUGACUGACUUUGGGUUUUGUGCUCAGAUAACUCCAGAGCAAAGCAAACGUAGUACAAUGGUUGGAACACCAUAUUGGAUGGCUCCUGAAGUGGUCACACGGAAGGCUUACGGUCCUAAGGUGGAUAUCUGGUCUCUAGGUAUUAUGGCUAUUGAAAUGGUUGAAGGUGAACCUCCCUAUCUCAAUGAAAACCCUUUGAGGGCAUUAUAUUUAAUAGCAACUAAUGGCACCCCCGAGCUGCAGAGCCCAGAGAAACUGACUCCAAUAUUCCGUGACUUUUUAAAUAGUUGUUUGGAAAUGGAUGUAGAAAAAAGAGGGUCAGCCAAAGAUCUACUGCAGCAUCCUUUCUUGAAAAUGGCAAAACCUUUGUCAAGUUUGACACCAUUGAUUCUAGCCGCCAAAGAAGCCAUGAAGAGUAAUCGCUAGCAUUGCCAUUGUGGUCUUCAUCAUUCCUGGUUUUGUUUGUUUGUCUGCUUUGUUUUUUGUUUAAAUAUUCCUAUAAUAUACAAUUUGUUGCUCUUGUUAGAGAUGUUGAAAAUCUGCAGAAGGGAAAAAAUUCACCUCAGCUCUUAAGAUACAAGAGAAGAAAAAUGGUGAUAAUAGUGAACCUUUCUGCAAGUCUUGAAGAAGUUGUAAAUGAAUCACUGGCCUUUUUACCACUUCUAUAGACAACUCAAUAUUUUGCUAUGCCAAUGAGUUGUUUUUCAGUGACUUUGCUGUACCAGAUCCCAUCUGUGCUCUUAUUUGAACACUUGCAAUACUUGAACAAUCGAUUCAAGCUUUUAGAGGGAGGUAUUACUGUAAUUUGCUGACCAUUUUUCACCUUAGGUUUCCUUUGCUAGGCAGUAAUUCAAAGCAUGGGAAUGUUUGAGUUACUUAAGACAGUAGAAAUGUGAAAGUUCCUCUUUCUCCUUUUAAUAUGCAGUUAGGUGUAACCCUUCUUAUGUUAACCAUCCAGAUACCUGGGGACUAUUAUUCAGUAACAGUUCUGAAACAAAGAACAGAAGACAGAGUGGAAAGAAAGCAACUCAGCACAACUGGAUGUAGAAAUUUGUGCAUGGACUUUGUAAAAUAAGGGAAAGGUGCCUCUGAAUGUUGGAGGGUCAAUGCCUGUUGAGUAAUGGGAAAAGUAUUUUCUUUUCAGUAAUGAAACCAUCCUUUGAGCUUGGGGAGAAAACCCCACUCCUAUGAAUUGUCUUCCAUUUGUUCCUUGCCUGUAAGGGCUAAUUGGUAACCUUUUAAAGGGAUGUCUUGGAAAACGUGUUGUUUUAUAGCAAAGUGCUUUAUCCAUGUUCUGACUUGGGCUGUGGGCUACAUGCUGGUGCCUUCUGAUUUUUAAAAUUACCUUUCUUUGUAUUAAAUACAUUUUGUAUAUGUUGUACAUUUUCUCUCCAAAACAAAUUUGAAAUUGUCAGGACUAAGUAUUAGAGGUUUCUUUCUUUAUAUAUAUAUAUAAAUAUAAAUAUAUUCAUACUAUUUCUACUCAUAAAAGACCCAGAAGAUUUGCAAAAGAUCCAAGAUUUUUAUAUGAUUCAGUUGACUAAAGCCUCAGAACACCUGAAGUGCUAUUUUAUACAGAUAGAAAUGGGAGAGGAGAUAAUUUAGACUCAAAAUUAUUGGAAUUGUCUUGUGAAUGACUAAGAAACUUUGUCUUGGUGAUUUUUUUCUUUUGAAAAACUUUACUAUUAAGGAGAAAAACAAGAUAGAGUGCCUCUCAUGAUAAAAGAAACUGAUUAGAUUAAUAAAGUAAGCCAACAUCUGAUUAAAUGGGGCAAGAUUUGGAGUUUCAUAUUGCUCAAAUUUAAAAUCACUGUAUUUUUGUGACCUUGAUAGAACAUUUCUGAAUGAUAAUGUGCCAAAUAAUAAUGUAAGACAUUAUUUAAUUUGGUGCUCCAGCUUUCUUGCAUUCCUAGAUAGUAUUUUUGGGAGAGCUUCUUAAAGUCCUAGUUAAGAGGCUGCCUCCUGGAGCUUUUCUCAUGGUCAGUGCUAAAUCCUUUUUCUAUUUGUGAACAAUAUUCAUAUAAAAAGAUCAUGAUGAAGGUAUUGUAAAAUGGCUGCUGGCCAUAUUCCAGGUUUUGAUCCACAGUAGUACAAAGGGCUCUAAUUGUUUUACAUCUUGGAACUUUUUUGCUUUCUGAUUGAUACCAGCAAUGCCUUAUUAAUGCAACUAAAAACAAUGCCACACUUGUAUAUCCAUAUCUUGUCAGAAGUAUUACUCUGAAAAUCGUGUAACAAACAAGUCUAUUUAUUUUCAGAAUAUUUUGAAUGUGCUUUGGUUUGGUCCAAGAAGGUGUGAUGUCCUAGUCUGAGAUGUAUUUUUAAGUCCAGUUCCUUCUUUUAAAAAUGGCUUUCAAUGUUAAUACAGAAGUUAAAAUAAUUUUGAUCUUAAUAUUGAUAAAUUUUUAAAACAUUAAAAAUUCCAGUUAAUUUAAUCUUUUAUUGGGUUUUUGUCUGUUGCUGGCAAUGGAAUAUGUAGAAAUGAAGGCUUCUGUGGAUAUGUAUGUUUUAGUGUUUUUUUUUUAAUAAUAGUAUGAAAAGAUAGUUCUCUUCUGAAUACUUAAAAUUCUUAACAUUUAUUGUCACCUUAAUAAAAUGGAUUUUGGUAGAUAAUGAACUGAAUUUUAACCAUGUUUUUCAAAUUGCUCAAAGUUUCUUACAAUUGAAUUAACACAAGAGUUGAAAUAUGUUGUACACUUAUUACUUUGCCUGAAGGUAUCCGAGUACUCCAAAUUGUGUCUAUUUGAUAUUCUUAAAAUGUAAUAUACAACUUAUAUAAUAAUCUAAUUUUUGUGCCCAUUGUUCAUUAAAAAAAGAUAGAAAUGAAUUGAGGGGAACAUUCCAUUAGAUAAACAAAACAGCAAUGUUUUGUUUGUAAUUUGUAUACUUUGGAUUGGACAUACCCUACUUUUUUUCAGACAAAGAAGUAGAAAACUACAUUAAUCAGAUUUUCAAAAAUAAAAUGAAUAAAUAUUGGCUGCUUCAUUCAGUCUUGAAGUACAUAUUUCUGAAACAUAAUUAGUUUUGGUCAACUUAAAACAUUGAGCCAAAUUAAAAUUUAAAACUGUCCAUCUUAAAGCAUAUAAUACCUGCAAUUUCCUAAAUCAAAAUACUGUUUUGUAGAGAUUGCUGAAGAGAAAGGAGAUUUUAAUUGGAUAACUUUAUGUAUCUUUAAAACUGGAGUGAUAAAAGUUCAUGAGUGUAUGAGUUCAUAAACAGAACUCAUCACUUCCAUUAAAUAACUAAAUCAGCUUUUGGAUCUUAGGCAAGAUUGUCAUGUAUGUUUGAUAGUGUGAUACUGUAAUGAGAAAACAUAUUUCAUUAAAGCAAGCUUAUCUGGAAUGAUGAGCUCUUAUUCUUCCCCCCUCCCACUUAGAAUAAAGUGAACCAUGUUUGGGUUGGGUUGGAGUCAUUCAUCAUUUGGAAUUACAUCCAGUUAACUUAAGUGGUCAUCAUAUGCAUACUCUGGAACAGUUUGGAGUCAGUUCACUUUUCUGUUGUAGUUGGAGUCAAUUAAGUGUUGAAGAAUUUGUUUUUGUAGCUGGAAUUAAUGGUUUCUUUAUUUGUUCUUUUGUCAGAUGGAGAUGGAAAUAAUGCAAGCUUUUAAUUUUUUUAAUUGUCCUCAAAUUUUGUAUAAUUUAAUCUCAUUCUGUUAUUUAAUGUUACCACAAUAUUAACUACUGUAUGUUUAAUGAUUCUUUCAGGGCUAGAAAUAAACAUUUUUAAAAUGA